GACCUCGUAUGAGUGGCAAUGAAAGUAUAAAAGCGCUUGAUGCUGCAUGUCAGCCUCUGCAGUCGGAAUUUACAUUUCAUUUCAUUCUUCAUAUCCGAGCGGUUGAAGAAAUCCAACACAAUCUCACAUUUCGAAGAAGAAUUCGAAUCGGUAUCACCUCAAAAUUCACAAUGGCUAUGUCUGCAUCGAGACGCGAAGGGAGGCGAAUCGCCGCCUCCCUCUUCUCACCUCUCACCAUUCGCCACUCUCUCGCUUCGUCCGAGGAGUAUGCACUUUCGGGAGUUCGUUCUAUUUCAACUCAAGUUGUCCGCAACCGUAUGAAGAGUGUUAAGAAUAUUCAGAAAAUCACAAAAGCAAUGAAGAUGGUUGCAGCUUCAAAGCUGCGAGCCAUCCAAUCUAAAGCUGAAAAAUCACGUGGACUAUGGCAGCCAUUCACAGCUCUUCUCGGAGACCUUCCAAGUGUUGAUGUGAAGAAGAACGUGAUUGUCACAAUAUCUUCAGACAAGGGUCUUUGUGGUGGAAUAAAUUCUACAGCGGUCAAGAUCAGCAGGGGACUUCAUAAGUUGAACUUUGGUCCUGAAAAAGAGUGUAAAUAUGUCAUUUUGGGAGAGAAAGCCAAGGCCCAGCUCUUGCGGGACUCAAGGCAAGACAUUGAGUUAUCGAUGACAGAGUUGCAGAAAAAUCCUCUCAACUACACUCAGGUAGCUAUGCUUGCAGAUGAUAUCUUGAAGAAUGUGGAGUAUGAUGCACUAAGGAUCGUAUACAGCAAGUUCCAUUCAGUCGUGUCGUUUUUACCAUCAGUUUCAACUGUACUAUCUCCCGAGCUUGUUGAGAGAGAAGCUGAAGCUGGGGGGAAACUCGUGGAACUUGAUUCCUAUGAAUUUGAAGGUGCUGAGACAAAGUCCGAGGUGCUUCAAAAUCUCACCGAGUUCCAGUUUUCCUGCGUGAUGUUCAAUGCAGCGUUGGAAAAUGCUUGCAGCGAGCAGGGUGCGAGAAUGUCAGCCAUGGAUAGCUCGAGCAGGAAUGCAGGAGAGAUGCUCGAUAGACUAACGCUCACUUAUAACAGAACUCGUCAAGCAUCCAUCACUACUGAAUUGAUAGAGAUCAUAUCUGGAGCAUCAGCGCUGGAGGGUUGAUCGAAGAAGAUAUAUAUGAGUUCAAGAUAAAGCAUUAUUUUGAUUGUUGGAUAAUAAUCUGCUAUGCUAAUUCAUGCAGAGAUAGCAGCUUACUUUCUCCUUCUGCUGAGAAAUCCCGCCGACGGUGUGACAGUUUUUUAAUAAAUGUUUUGUGUACACAAAGAUGUUAAAGCACAGUUUGAUGAAUCUCACGGUUUUUAUUUAA
Salvia miltiorrhiza (redroot sage) is the source of this 1341-nucleotide messenger RNA. RefSeq names its product ATP synthase subunit gamma, mitochondrial-like. The transcript has 9 exons. Gene Ontology annotation, biological process: proton motive force-driven ATP synthesis. The record is from RefSeq and is a predicted model, not a curated record. Gene Ontology annotation, molecular function: proton-transporting ATP synthase activity, rotational mechanism. The coding region runs from base 9 to 1136 and encodes 375 amino acids. Lineage: Eukaryota; Viridiplantae; Streptophyta; Magnoliopsida; Lamiales; Lamiaceae.